Molecule: messenger RNA, 666 nt
Organism: Kwoniella shivajii
Lineage: Eukaryota; Fungi; Basidiomycota; Tremellomycetes; Tremellales; Cryptococcaceae
Exons: 1
Coding region: 1-666 (221 amino acids)
Source: RefSeq, a predicted model, not a curated record
AUGCCCACUCUCGAUCCUUCAACGCUUCUUCCUCUAUUCACUCAACCACCUUCAUCUCCUUCAAUCGUUUCUUACCUUUCCACAUUAACAUCCUCUUCAUUAACACCCGAACCUGAGACAAAAUCAUAUUCCGACUCAAUAUAUCAUAAUUAUUAUUCUAUCGGUAUAUCACUGUCUUUCCACCCUUUGAGGGGACUGGACUCCGUCGAUGUCUACAACCCAUCAAUCACUCCUCCUCCAAGACGGAUAGCUCAAAAACCCUUACCUACAUAUACCAAUUCACCAGAAAUCAUCCUACAUUUCAUGAGUGAUCAGAUCGUCUUACCACCCAGGAAAGAAGGUGAAGAGCCAUUAUCGAUAAAACGUCCUAUCGCUUUUACGUUGAAGACAACUAGCACAGGAAGGGAUUUAGUCAGUUGUUUAGGUGAACCCACAAGAAAAGGCUCAGGUGGAUGGACUGGAUUAUGGUUAGAAUGGUCAUCCGUUUCUUUGAAAAAUCCAGAGGGGAAAGGAAUCAUCAUUGGAAUAAUGGUAGAACUGAAUGAUCCAGGUGCAAACGAAAUACUAACUGAAGAAGGCAGGAAGAAAGGUAUGGGUGGAGUUUGGGAAAGAGCGAGUAGAUGGACCUGGAGUAAUAUCAAACUUUUCAAGGUGGACCACCAAUAA